ACCGCGGUGAUCAUCUCGAGGCUAAUACGUGGUCAGAUUUGUGCUCCUGCAAGCCUGCGGCCGUCGUCGUCGUCGUCAUCGUCGUCACGAAUGUCGCGAAGAUCGUCCAUCUGAUCCGUCUUAGUCUGCUGCUGACCGUGCGCGGAGUUAAACGGAAUUCGGCUAGUGUUACUUUGUUACGGUGUGUCGCGAGUGCACUUUAACUUGCAGAUAUCAACUCACGACAUCCAGCGGAACACCAUUAAAACCCUCCGAAGGAAGUGAAGCGAAAAAAACCCUCAACACAAAAUGCCGAAGAAAGUGGAGGAACCCUUCGACCAGUUUCAGCAGUACUACCGCACCCCCAGUAACCGGACGGCACUGGAUAACUGCAAGUUAUUCCUAUGGAACCCGGCAGAGGGUGAAAUUUUUGGCAGAACUCCCGCCAGUUGGUCUAAAAUCGGUACUUUCUACUUCCUGUUCUACUGCGUAUUGGCCGCUCUGGUCGCUGUCUGCAUGUGGGUAUUCUUCCAAACAUUAGAUCCUAGGACACCAAAGUGGCAACUGGAUCAGUCGCUCAUCGGAACAAACCCAGGUCUAGGCUUUCGGCCCCUUCCCUCCGAAGACAACGUGGAAAGUACACUGAUUUGGUACAAAGGUACUGAAGAAAAGAACUACAAACAGUGGACUGAUGCACUGGACGACUUCCUGAAAGACUACAGGACACCCGGUCAGAUUUCGGGUCGAGGUCAAAACAUUUACAACUGUGAUUACACUCAACCGCCCCCACCAAGAACCGUUUGCGAUGUCGAUAUCAAACAGUAUGGACCGUGCACCCUGGAAAAUCACUACAACUAUCACAAAAGCGCCCCGUGUGUGUUCCUGAAGCUCAACAAAAUUUACGGUUGGGUACCUGCUUUCUACAAUAAUUCCAACAGCCUGCCGCACAACAUGCCAAGUGAACUUUCAGAGUACAUCAAGACUGUCGAAGCUACAUCGAAGCAUACGAUGAACACGGUGUGGGUAUCGUGCGAAGGAGAAAAUCCGGCUGACAUUGAAAACGUUGGUCCAAUCAAGUACUAUCCGCGACGUGGUUUCCCGGGUUAUUACUACCCGUUCGAAAACUCGGAAGGUUACCUGAGUCCACUCGUGGCGGUGCAUUUCGAAAGACCAAUCCGUGGCAUCAUCAUCAACAUCGAAUGCAAGGCGUGGGCCCACAACAUUAUCCACGAUAGACACGAACGUCUAGGAUCUGUGCAUUUUGAGCUGCUGAUCGACUAAACAGCACCCCAAGGAGCCAUUUACUGUUUAGGCUAGCUUCCUUUUCACAACACUACUUUCCUACCCGUUUUCGACCAGACCAUCAGAUAGGUAAAACACAAUUUUAAUGUUAAACUUUCUGUUUGCCUUCUAUCACAGUGCUAUCAAAAAAUGACUAUUGCAAGAGGCAAGCCAUCUUUUACAAAUUAUACACUCGUGUCAAUGUUUGAGAGUUAGAAUCUUCUACAACGUAAAAUAUAGCAUGAAUUUCGUUGAAUCUUUUAAAUUAGGCGAUCUCACGUAAACUUUUUAAAGCUAAUGCAUAAAAAAAAAACAAGCAAAAAGACGAUAGAAAGCACCACGCGUGGUAUGAUAUAAGAUUGUUCUGAUUGUUUUUCAACUAUUGUAAAUAGUAAUGAGAAGUUGUGAGUAUCCGGUCGGUAGCAAUGAAGGAUCGCAAUAUCGCGCAAAUACAGAUUGAGUCGAACAGCUAGAAAACAAAAUACAUGCUCGUUUCUACACUUCUUGUAUAACUGCCAAUUUACUGAUUCACCUCUAAAAAUAAACCAUAAUGGCCAACAACACUAGAAGCAGGACAGCGAGGUAAACUGUAGUGUUUUGCAUUAGAAUUCAGAUUUUCGUGCCACAAUGGCGACGAGAAUUAGUAUGUUCGGAUUGCAUUAAUGGCUCUUAUUUUGACAAUAGUUGUUCACGCUAGUUGCACUGCAGAGAAAAUAAAACCGUUUCACGACUAGUUUAUCAAACAAUUAGAAAUAUUGCGAACUGGUGUAGCAAGCUAUUGUCAAAAUGAAGGCUCCUGCAAUAUUAUUGGCGUACGGUCGCCCUUAUGACACGUAACAAGCUGAAAAGGGGCCAUAUGAGUGGCACAUUCUAAACAUCCUUAGCAGAAAAAACAGCAUACGAGUUGCGUUAAAAGGAAUUUCACUACUGUAACUCUCACGCAAACUAGAAGCUCAAUCAUAGUUCGAACGCAAAAACAAUAGUUAACACUAGUUCAUCAAAACAAAACUUCUACUAAACAUACACACAAGUCAAACAUCCUAUAGAAUCAGACAUGAUAGCAACGGUAGAUAGCUUAAUUUAACAAUGGUAGAAGAGUAUUAUAGUAUUACGCACCGUGGCAAUAACGAGUAUAUGAUUGACCAAUUCUGACCACUGUUCAAAGUAUCAAAAGUGCCAACACAGUAAACUCAAACACCUCCCUGUACCCGUUUUGAAGUUCUUUUUUAUGGCGAAUAACCACAACAAAUAGGUAGUGUCGAGGCAACCACCGCAGUAUCGAUGAUAAGACGUUUGUAUAAGACGAAGUAGCAAUUCACUAUAAAUUUUACUAUAUAUCAGCACGAGCUAAACUUUCAAAUUUCGCAUUUCAAAUCUCGAUGUUGUACAUUUGUUUUUCAUUUUCGAUUGUUUCAAACAAACAUAAAAGAUUUAUUGCGUCCUUGGAAUCUAAAUUCCACGUUUUAUGUAUUUUUAAGGCAAUAAGUUUCAGAGUUAAUAUCCUCUAUAUUUAAUCGGUGUGCUUCGAAAUUUUGAUAAACUCUUAUCAGUAGCAAUCGAGGAGUUUUUUCUCAGACACAAUCGGAUAUACAUCCCUACUCAGUAUGCAGCUCUGUACAUGAUUAUUAGAUAAAUAAAUUAGGUCUAGAACACA
Malaya genurostris is the source of this 2914-nucleotide messenger RNA. Its product is annotated as sodium/potassium-transporting ATPase subunit beta-2-like. NCBI's taxonomy places the organism in Eukaryota, Metazoa, Arthropoda, Insecta, Diptera, Culicidae. Gene Ontology annotation, biological process: intracellular sodium ion homeostasis; potassium ion import across plasma membrane; intracellular potassium ion homeostasis. Gene Ontology annotation, cellular component: sodium:potassium-exchanging ATPase complex. The transcript is spliced from 7 exons. Gene Ontology annotation, molecular function: ATPase activator activity. The record is from RefSeq and is a predicted model, not a curated record. The coding region runs from base 289 to 1260 and encodes 323 amino acids.